Molecule: messenger RNA, 2252 nt
Organism: Pseudoliparis swirei
Lineage: Eukaryota; Metazoa; Chordata; Actinopteri; Perciformes; Liparidae
Gene: acadvl
Product: acyl-CoA dehydrogenase very long chain
Exons: 21
Coding region: 85-2043 (652 amino acids)
Molecular function (GO): very-long-chain fatty acyl-CoA dehydrogenase activity; fatty-acyl-CoA binding; flavin adenine dinucleotide binding
Source: RefSeq, a predicted model, not a curated record
UUUGGUUUUUCUGUCAUUUGAAGGAGCAUUGGGCAACUGAAAGGACUCAAGUGACGUGUCUUCAUUCAACGUUUGACGAAAACCAUGCUGCUUCGUAAAGUGAGUCAGUCCAUUCUCAGGAUUCCUCCCGUCCUGUCCGGAGGUCAACAUCAUGCCGGUGCCGUCAUUGCGGUUCAAAACGCCCGUCUCUACGCCAGCCCAGCUGCGGAGGCGGUGCUGGAGAAGUCGGCAGCAGUCGGCAGUGACACUGCCACGAAAGCUGUUAAGAUCACAGUUGCUGCUGAAUCCAAAUCAUAUGCUGUCAACAUUUUCAAGGGGAAGAUCGCGACUGCCCAGGUGUUCCCCUUCCCCUCAGUCAUGAACGAGGAGCAGGAGCAGUUUCUCCGAGAGCUCGUGGGGCCUGUCGCCAAAUUUUUUGAAGAGGUGAAUGAUGCUGCCAAGAACGAUGCCUUGGAGAAGGUAGAAGAUCACACCAUGCAGGGCCUGAAGGAGAUGGGUGCCUUCGGCCUGCAGGUGCCGGCUGACCUCGGCGGCCUCGGUCUCUCAAACACACAAUAUGCCCGGCUGGUUGAGAUUGUUGGCAGCCAUGACCUUGGCGUCGGCAUCACUCUGGGUGCCCACCAGUCCAUUGGCUUCAAGGGCAUUCUGCUCUUUGGGACUCAAGCCCAGAAGGAGAAGUACCUGCCAAAGCUCGCCACGGCUGAGCAUAUGGCGGCCUUCUGUCUCACCGAACCAUCCAGUGGCUCUGAUGCCGCCUCCAUCAGGUCCACAGCUAUUCAGUCCCCCUGCGGAGAGUACUUCACUCUCAAUGGCAACAAGAUCUGGAUCAGCAAUGGAGGUCUGUCUGAGAUCUUCACGGUGUUCGCCAAGACGCCCAUGAAGGAUCCCAAGACCGGGGAGAUGAAGGACAAGAUCUCGGCCUUCAUCGUGGAGAGGAGCUUUGGAGGAGUGACUCAUGGCCCUCCAGAGAAGAAAAUGGGCAUCAAGGCGUCCAACACGGCAGAUGUCUUUUUCGAUAAUGUUCGGGUACCAGCUGACUGCUUGCUGGGCGAGUUGGGAGAAGGCUUCAAGGUGGCCAUGAACAUCCUGAAUAAUGGGCGUUUCGGCAUGGCGGCCGCCCUCUCCGGUACCAUGAAGGGAGUCAUCACCAAAGCUGUGGAUCAUGCAGCCAACAGAGUCCAGUUUGGGAGCAAGAUCCACACCUACGGCGCCAUCCAGGAGAAGAUGGCCCGCAUGACCAUGCUGCAAUACGUCACUGAGUCGAUGGCCUACAUGAUCAGCGGCAACAUGGACAGUGGAGCGAAGGAAUUCCAGAUCGAAGCGGCCAUCAGCAAGAUCUUUGCCUCUGAGGCAGCCUGGACGGUGACUGAUGAGUGCAUUCAGGUUAUGGGUGGCAUGGGUUACAUGAAGGACUCUGGAGUGGAGAGAGUGAUGAGGGAUCUGAGAAUCUUCCGAAUCUUUGAGGGCACCAACGACAUCCUGAGGCUCUUUGUGGCCCUCAAUGGCUUCCAGAACGCUGGGAACCAGUUGAAGAGCUUACAGAAGGCCAUGAAGAACCCCAUCGGCAACGCUGGGUUCCUCGCUGGAGAAAUAACCAUGAGGGCCAAAAGAAAGGCCGGUUUGAGCACCGGGCUGACGCUGCAGGGAACGGUCCAUCCUGAGCUGGCUCAGAGCGGAGAGCUGACCACUCAGGCCAUCGAACAGUUUGGAGCGGUCACCGAGGAGCUGCUGAUCAAACACGGAAAGAAGAUCAUUGAUGAACAAUUUGUCCUGAAGAGGGUUGCAGACUGUGCCAUUGACCUCUACGCCAUGGUGGUGGUCCUGUCCAGGGCUUCCCGCUCUCUGAGUCGGGGCGACCCCUCAGCUCAGCAUGAGAAGAUGAUCUGUGAAACCUGGUGUGUGGAGGCCCAUGAACGCAUCCUGAGGGACAUCAAGUCGCUGCGCUCCAGUCAGUCCGGACUGCUCUUCAAGAACCUGCGGGCCAUCUCUGCUGCCGUGGUGGAGAAGGGCGGCGUGGUGGCUCCUCACCCUCUGGGUUUCUAAACGCUCCCCACUUCCCCUAAUCCUCCUGUCUCCACUUCCCCCUUCGGUAUCUCUAGCCCAGUUCAGGCUCCUGUGUGGCAAGUUUCUCUCAGACGUUGUCUAGCGCCAUGAUCGCUCCAUCGCACAUCGCCGUCCUCGUGUCAGCGUCGGUGCUUUCACAUCCUCCGUCAUCUUGAUUGUAUUAAAUUCCAGUGUCUUUGUGAACUCUU